AUAGACCGAGGAGACACAGAUCCUCUGCUCUGCCGUUAAAAGUACAAUACAAGGUUAGUUAGUUGCUCUGUAACUUUAACUGUAACUGUAACUGUAACUGUAAUGGCUUCAUUCUCUCUGAACCUCACAACUUCACUUUCUCCAUCCAUUCUUCAACGACGCCGUUUCUCAUCCUCUACUCAUCCACCACCACCACAUGGUUCACUGCUGCAAAAUAAGAAAUUUGGGGUUUUCUUAUUGCUGGGUUUAAGACCAUUUUCUUUCAAUUGGAGGAUGAGGAGAACUAUAAUGUCUGUAGCCAAUCAAGAUGCAAGGGAAGCAGUGAAAGAAACCGACGAAACUGAUAGCAUGAUAGGUGUACUGACUGAAGUUGAUUCUCAUCAAGUACAUGACAAAAGUAAUGAAGCUUGGUCACAAUUUGCCAGAAAAAUAUCGGGUGAAUGGGAUGGAUUUGGAGCAGAUUUCAGUAAUCAAGGGACGGUAAUCGAACUUCCAGAGUCGGUGGUGCCUGAAGCAUACCGAGAGUGGGAGGUCAAAGUAUUUGAUUGGCAAACUCAAUGCCCCACUCUUGCUGACACAGAGGAUCGUGUUCUUCAGUACAGGUCCAUUCAGUUGCUUCCCACGGUUGGAUGUGAGGCUGAUGCUGCUACGGUAUACAAUUCCGAUGAGAGAAAAGUUGGUGGAGAAAACAGUGGAGUUACCGCCUUUGCUUACCAACCUAGUGGCUCUUACGUUGCUCUCUGGCAAAAGAAGGAUGACUUAAUAGAGUUGGAAUACUGCUUGAUCAAUCCUCAAGAUUUUGAAUCUCGGGUUAGGAUUGUUCAGCGUAUCCGUGUAUUAAAUAAUACAGAGUUGAAGCUACAAGGUAUUAGAGUAUUUCGUGAGCAGUGGUAUGGACCAUUCAGAAAUGGCGAUCAACUAGGAGGUUGUGCCAUUCGCGAUUCUGCUUUUGCUUCUACACCACCGGUGACUGCUUCAGAUAUUACUGGUAUCUGGCAGGGAUCUAAAGAUGUCUCCACUUUUGGCACUGCAAACACUGCGAUCUUUCAAGAGCUUUUAGAUGACAAAACACAGAAGACUGUUAGAGAUGGAGAAAACUAUGUAUUACUUCCUAAGCAACUUUGGUGUUCAUUUGAACAAAACAAGGAUGGCGAAACGCUAAGUGAAGUCGGAUGGCUUUUAGAUCAUGGGCAGGCAAUCACAUCAAGCUGCUUGUUCUCAAGUACUGCAAAGCUAAAGGAAAUAUCAAUAGCAUUAGAAACUAGAGCCUUGGAACAUGCAGAAUAGCCUUACUGGCAAUCCAUUCUGAUCCAAAUAUGUUUACAUCCCUAAAUAAACAGCUUCACAAUCCAAGGUGAAAUUCAUGUAUAAAUAUAAUAAUUUUAUAGCAAAGUUUGUUUUAUAAUUAAAUCAUCCAUUUUAAGUGUAUAUGAUAAGGUCUAUUAAAGUUUUCUUCUUCAUGGUAGCUUGUUUCCGUCGAUUUCCGAAUACUGUGUUUAUUAGUUAUAGUUAAAGGUUUCUUUGUACAUUCCUGGAACUUAUACUGCAUGCAGAUGAAUUUGGUGCUUCAAAAUUAAGUUUUCAUUCUGUGAACGUUGCUUUUGAUGCAAGACUGUGGUUUGUGGUUACACAAUAAAAGGAAAUAGUCCUCUUUGUGUUUCUAAGA
Messenger RNA from Trifolium pratense (red clover), 1666 nucleotides. RefSeq lists its product as uncharacterized. NCBI's taxonomy places the organism in Eukaryota, Viridiplantae, Streptophyta, Magnoliopsida, Fabales, Fabaceae. The record is from RefSeq and is a predicted model, not a curated record. The coding region runs from base 103 to 1287 and encodes 394 amino acids. The transcript is spliced from 6 exons.